This is a messenger RNA of Bathycoccus prasinos, 828 nucleotides long. RefSeq lists its product with no specific name. The record is from RefSeq and is a predicted model, not a curated record. NCBI's taxonomy places the organism in Eukaryota, Viridiplantae, Chlorophyta, Mamiellophyceae, Mamiellales, Bathycoccaceae. Bases 1 to 828 code for a protein of 275 amino acids. The transcript has a single exon.
AUGAAGAAAAAAGGAGGAGUAGGUUUUAAAGCGGUGUCCCUGAACGACUCUUUCGAAGAGGAGGAGGAUUUAGAAGAAGAAGCGUCUCCUUUUCCUCCUCCUCCUGGAACCAAAAGGAACGACGACGUGAACGAAAAAGAAGAAGAAGAAACAUUCGCGACGCCAAUGACGACGUUUAAAAUAAAAACGGGAUCUGAUGAUGCGACUGCUGCAAACGACGUAAACGGCUUAACUUCGGAAGAACGAGGAGGAGUUUCGGCAAAAACAAACGUCGCGAGUGGUGGUAAUGGUGGUAAUGGUGGUUUUGGCAGCAACGACUCGUCGCCGACGACUUUAAUUGCGAACGAAUCGAGAGAUACGAUUUCAGAGUUGAGAAACAACAUCAAUGCGUCGUCUCCGACGAAGAAGAACAAUACUAAUUUCUUGUACAACAAUAAUCACCAGCAGCAGUAUAAUCAUCAUCAAAACAGAAACGAAAAAGACAAUAACGAGAGCGACGUGUACCACGUGCACAACCGGUCGAUAAGCGCGACGAGUAUGGAUGGGUUAAUUUCCCGGUUAGACGAGGAAAGCGGGAACGGAGGAGUCGGCGAGAGGACGAACGAUUCGCGAUUCAACGAAUUCUCGGACGGCGGCGGACGACGGAGAGAAGACGGUAGCAGUAGUAGUAGCAACGCGAUUGUUCGAGCGUGUUCGAAAGCGUUAGAUAUUCCGUGGUGUUUCGGAGAGUCGAGGAAAACGAGGAAAAACGUGGUAUCGAUAUCGAUUGUAUUGUUGUUGAUUUUGUUCGCCGCGAUUCCGUUGCGACAUUGGCAGCACAUGUCGUGA